GAUCUGAAGAUGUAGCAAUUACUAAUCCUUUGAGAAUUUCUUCCCAACCACAGUCAAGAAUUCGAUACAAAGCUCUUAUGAAAGAGCAACAGAUUCGAAUAAAUACUUCCUAUCCCUUAACACUAGCUGUUUCCAUAUCUUCUUUGAUACAUCGAUAUCAAUCACAGCUUUUAAAGGCUUUUGGCCAUUAA
Messenger RNA from Funneliformis geosporum, 191 nucleotides. Lineage: Eukaryota; Fungi; Glomeromycota; Glomeromycetes; Glomerales; Glomeraceae. The record is from the annotation of a GenBank genome assembly.